AUACACACACACCAUAUAGCCACUUCACUUACAAUAUAUCCCAACAUCCACAUUUUUCUUUAAAUAUCCAAAUGAACCCCAUUAACCCAAAAACAAUAAAUAUUUAAGUAGUACUAGUAAUAGUACUUCUUCUCCUUCGUUCCCUUGACACAUAAAUCCUGGAGAUACAAGUAUUUAGUUUAUCCACUGCCAAAAAAAAUUUAGUUCACCUAGUAUUUGAUCAAAAAGAAUGAGAGGAGGAAUUUGCACAUUACAGCAGGCUCUUACUGCUGAGGCUACCAGCUUAGUAAAACAAGCUGUUAGCCUUGCAAAACGGCGAGGCCAUGCCCAAGUAACUCCUCUCCAUGUGGCGAGUGCCAUGCUUGCAACCUCCACAGGGCUUCUUAGGAAGGCCUGUUUGCAGUGCCAUUCUCACCCCCUUCAGUGCAAAGCCUUGGAGCUUUGCUUCAAUGUGGCUCUCAACCGCCUCCCGGCAUCUAGUCCUAGCCCAUUGUUAGCCCCACACUAUGUUAAUCCUUCCUUCUCCAACGCCUUGGUUGCUGCCUUCAAGCGCGCUCAGGCUCACCAGCGCCGUGGUUCUGUUGAGAACCAGCAACAGCCUAUCUUAGCUUUAAAGAUAGAGCUGGAACAGCUUAUCAUUUCUAUCUUAGAUGAUCCGAGUGUUAGUAGAGUGAUGAGAGAGGCUGGGUUUUCUAGUACCCUGGUGAAAAGUAGAGUAGAGCAAGCUGUUUCUAUGGAGAUUUGUUCCCAAAGUCCCGGUAGUAAUGGUCAGUCUAAGGAGAGUGUCAAGCCUCUUAAUGGUCUUGGUUCUCACGUGUCUCAGUCCAUACCUUCUAGUCAGUUUCCGGUCUCGGUUAGCAAACCCUUUGAUCAAAUUAGACAAGAGGAUGUGAAUAAUGUGUUGAAUGUCAUGUUGAACAAGAGAAAAAACACUGUUAUUGUGGGAGAGUCUUUGGCCGCAGCAGAGGGUAUAGCCAGGGGAGUGAUGGAGACGUUUGAGAGAGGAAAUAGUUCUGGGAAUUACAGGUACUUGCAGUUCAUCAGUCUUCCUCUCUUCUCCUUAAGAAAUAUCUCAAAAGAGGAGGUUGAGCAGAAGCUGAUGGAGCUUAGGUGUGUUGUUAAAAGCUAUAUGGGAAGAGGGGUUGUCUUGUACUUAGGUGAUCUCUCAUGGGUUUCUGAGUUCUGGUCCAGUUGUUCCCAGCAAAGAAGAACCUCCUACUUUGCCAUGGAGCAUAUAAUCAUGGAGCUUAAAAGAUUGGUCUCCGGAAUAGGGGACACCAGUGGUAGAGUGUGGCUGAUGGGAAUCUCAACCUUCCAAACUUACAUGAAAUGCAAAACAGGCCAUCCUUCACUGGAGACGAUUUGGGAACUUCAUCCUCUUACAAUCCCAGUUGGAAGCUUGAGCCUAAGUCUCAAGUUUGAGAGUGAUGUGGAAGCUGAGGUCAGUAUCAAGGCAUCCAAAGAUAAGUCUGGUCAGCUACUGCUUGAAACUGCUGAAGAGAAUAAGCACAUUAGUUGCUGUACUGCCGACUGCUCCUGUAAUCUUGACAAACGUAAAACCAACUCCAGUACUGUCUCAACCUUACCCUCAUGGCUCCAAAAGUGCACAGAAGAGAGCAAAAGAAACGCUACUAGCAAAAAUCAGGAAUAUUGUAUCACAGUUGGGGAUCUAUGCAAGAAAUGGAACUCAUUUUGCAGUUCAGGCCCUAAGUACUCCAACUUUGCUGAAAAACCCUUCAACUUUUCAUCAUUAUCUCCUACAAAGCCUUUCUCAUCUCACGAUUGCGACCUGGGACUGCAUGAUCAGUCUCACCAGAGCGGGCCAGUUACUUUAGGGCCCAAACAGUCACCAAAAGAGUACCAAUUCUGGGUUUUGGAAAACAGUGACGAUGGCUAUGAAAGCAAUGUGAAAAUGUUCAUUCCAGAAGGAAACCAUGAAUCAGCUGCAGCUAAACCUGAACUCCUUUCAAAUCCCAACUCGAGUCCAAAUUCAGCUUCUUCAAGUGAAGUAAUGGAGGAGGACCAAGACGAAGAUCUUCCAAGUUUCAAGGAGCUAAACUCCGAGAACCUGAGAAUUCUUUGUGAUGAGAUGGAGAAGAAUGUGCCAUGGCAGAAAGGUAUCAUUCCUGACAUUGCCACAACCAUUCUUCAGUGCCGGUCAGGAAUGAGCCAAAGGAGAGGCAAAUUCAAACUCAAGGAGGAGAAAGAAGAAAGCUGCUGGCUCUUCUUUCUUGGUGCUGAUUCCAAAGGGAAAGAAAAGAUUGCAAGAACGUUGGCCAAGCAAGUUUUUGGCUCUCAAAAUGAGUUUGUCUCGAUUGGUCUGAGCAGCUUUUCAUCAUCAACGAGAGCUGAUGAUUCAACUGAAGAAUAUUCCAAGAACAAAAGGACUAGAAAUGAAUCGGGUUGCAGUUAUGUACAAAGGUUUGGUGAAGCAGUGAAUCAGAAUCCACAUAGAGUGUUCUUCAUGGAAGAUUUGGAAGAAGUUGACUAUUAUUCUCAAAAGGGUAUCAAGAAUGCCAUCGAAAGUGGAAGAAUAACACUUCCAGAUGGCGAAACUGUUCCCCUCAAGGACGCCAUUGUCGUUUUCAGCUGUGAAAGUUUCAGUUCAGUUUCCAGGGCCAGUUCUCCCACAAGAGGCCAAAAAUUAUCUGAUCCAGUAAUUAUCACAGAGAAAGCAGAUCAGAAUAAUAAUGAUGGGGCUGACAUGGAGGACAAAAGCCCCUGUGGUUCACUAGACUUGAAUAUUGCAUUUGAAGAUGAUGACGAUGAAGAAGAUCAUCAUGAUGAGGAUUCAGAUUCCCACGUUGGUUUAUUGGAAGCUGUUGAUAGGAAAUUUACUUUCUUGGUUUAAGAAUUUUAACAGGGAGGGAUGGGAUUUAAUUUAUUAUCAGUUAACUUUUAAUUGCAGUUUUUUUUUUCUUUUUUCUUUUUAAUUUAAGAAUUACAUUUUAGGUUAUUACAAGUGCUUGGUUGGUGGUAUGGUAUAUGGGACUCACCUAGGAAAACACAAUGUUGUUCACUUUGUAUUUUUACGUGCAGAAGAACAUGUGACGAAUAUAAAUAGACUGAGUAAUUAAUUAAAGACAAUAUGUAUAUUUCUCUCUA
This is a messenger RNA of Humulus lupulus (European hop), 3105 nucleotides long. Its product is annotated as protein SMAX1-LIKE 3-like. The record is from RefSeq and is a predicted model, not a curated record. The coding region runs from base 230 to 2851 and encodes 873 amino acids. Lineage: Eukaryota; Viridiplantae; Streptophyta; Magnoliopsida; Rosales; Cannabaceae. The transcript has 3 exons.